Molecule: messenger RNA, 912 nt
Organism: Vanderwaltozyma polyspora DSM 70294
Lineage: Eukaryota; Fungi; Ascomycota; Saccharomycetes; Saccharomycetales; Saccharomycetaceae
Gene: DPI35
Product: Dpi35p
Exons: 1
Coding region: 1-912 (303 amino acids)
Source: RefSeq, a predicted model, not a curated record
AUGGUAUUUCCAAGAACCUUAUUGCGUGGUUCUAGGGUUAAAAUUGAUUUUUUACCUAAAAUUAUUACUUUCGAUGCUUACAAUACUUUAUAUGCUACUACAUUGCCUGUAUUUGAACAAUAUUGUAUUAUAGGUGAAAAGUAUGGAAUUAAACAAGAUCCUAAAAAGCUAACUGAUGCUUUCCCACCAAUAUUCAAGAAACUACGUGAAACACAUCCAAAUUAUGGUAAGUAUACUGGAAUUUCAGCUCGUGAGUGGUGGAGUAUUUUAAUACAUGAGGUAUUUAAUCCAAUCCAAGUACCUGAGGCUAUGGUGAACGAUAUUCUAAAAAGAUUUGAUGGGACACAGGCAUAUAGGGUGUUCCAAGAUGCUUUAGAGUUUCUAGAUCUGGUGAAAAAGGGUAGACCUGAUAUAGUUGUUGCAAUUAUUAGCAAUACCGAUCCUUUGGUAUAUGAGUUAUUGAAAAAUUUAAAGUUAGAUGAGUAUUUUGAGGAUAAUAUUUACUUAUCUUAUGAUACUGAUCUUUUUAAGCCAGGUUCGGAUUUUUUUGACCAUGUUUUGGAGCAGAUUGUCAAAAAGAAUCCAAAUCUAUGUACUGACUUGGGAGGUGUACAAGAACUUAAGAAACAUUGUUGGCAUAUUGGUGAUGAAGUUAUCAAUGACAUGGAAGGUUCAGAAAAAGCGGGGUGGAAUGGUGUACUUAUAGAUAGAACAGAUAAAUACAGCUAUAUUUCAAAUAUUGUAAAUGGCGGCAAAAGAAAUGAAAGCCAGCUUUCUAUUGACAAGGUGAAUGCUAACCACGAAAAGAUUCUGGAAUAUAGUUUAGCAAAUAACCAUAUGAUUCAACUUUCUGAUCACUCUCAUGUUGUUUCAAACUUAAAUGUUUUACGUGAAUUCCUUUUUGGUAAAUAG